UCAACCCAUCCUGCAGCAGUAUCUGUAUGUCCAAGUCAACAUGCCUGCAGCUGUAUCUGUAUGCCCAAGUCAACAUUCAUACAGCUGUAUCUGCACGCCCAAGUCAACAUGGCUGCUACGGGCUAAAAAAAAAACAUGGCUGCUACGGUCUAAAAAAAACAUGGCUGCUACUCCUACAUACGAUAAGUAGGAAAUUAACAAGACAACAGCAAGUGCAAGGACGACGACAACGAGUAGGAGGAGGGAGGGCUGCCUGCGCUAGCUUGCGCAUUGUGAUGGAUCAUCAAGACGCCGGCGAUGGCGAGGAGCGCCAGCAGCAGCUUGAUGAUCGUGAGGAUGAGCAAGACCAUGUGCUGUUGUCGCCACCGGAAGAGGAUGGAAACCAAGAGCCGCUGGAGAUCGACAAGGAAUCAGUAGUGCAGCAGCAGCAGCAGCAGCAGCAGCUACCGUUAUCGCUGUCGUCGUCGUGGCGGGCUGCGGCGGUCAGCUUCAGGGAGAGCCUGUCCCGCUCCGUCUCCUUCUCCCUCAACAACGAGCAGGAGAAGGACGACGAGGUCGAGCUGAGGUGGGCUGCCGUCGAGAGGCUGCCCACCAUGGACAGGCUCCACACCUCGCUGCAGCUCCAUGCGGAGGAGCAGCAGGUCGUGGACGUGCGCAGGCUGGGCGCGGCGGAGCGGCGCAUGGUGGUGGACACCCUCAUCGCCAACAUCCACCGGGACAACCUCCGCCUGCUCCGCAAGCAGCGGCAGAGGAUGGACCGCGUCGGCGUCCGCCCGCCCACGGUGGAGGUCCGCUGGCGCGACGUCCAAGUCGAGGCCGAUUGCCAGGUGGUUCAUGGGAAGCCGCUCCCCACCAUCUGGAACACCAUCGUCUCCAACCUCUCUCUGGUGAGCACGAUGGUGGGCCUGAACAACGGCCAGCAAGCGAGGGUGCGCAUCCUCCACGGCGUCAGCGGCGUGGUCAAGCCGUCCAGGCUGACGCUCCUGCUUGGACCGCCUGGGUGCGGCAAGACCACACUCCUGAAGGCGCUCGCAGGGAAGCUCAACGCCACUGGUCUCAAGGUGACAGGAGAGGUAGAGUACAAUGGUGUUGAGCUGAGUAGCUUCGUGCCGGAGAAGACGGCGGCUUACAUCGACCAGUACGACCUUCAUGUCCCAGAGAUGACUGUCAGAGAGACUAUAGACUUUUCUGCAAGAUUCCAAGGCGUUGGCAACAGAGCAGAGAUCAUGAAGGAGGUGAUUAGAAAGGAGAAGGAGGCCGGGAUUACCCCUGACCCUGACGUCGACACUUACAUGAAGGCGAUAUCUGUGGAAGGUUUAGAAAGAAGCAUGCAAACAGACUACAUUAUGAAGAUUAUGGGACUUGACGUAUGUGCUGACAUAAUGGUGGGAGAUGCAAUGAGAAGGGGUAUUUCAGGCGGUGAGAAGAAGAGACUUACCACAGGAGAAAUGAUAGUAGGACCCUCAAAAGCACUCUUCAUGGAUGAAAUAUCAACUGGGUUGGAUAGCUCCACAACAUUUCAAAUUGUUUCUUCCCUCCAGCAGUUGGCUCAUAUCUCAGAGUCUACCAUACUAGUCUCACUUCUUCAACCAGCACCUGAGACAUAUGAGCUUUUUGAUGACAUUAUCUUGAUGGCUGAAGGAAAAAUUGUAUACCAUGGAUCUAAAAGUUGCAUUAUGAGUUUCUUUGAAUCAUGUGGAUUCAAGUGCCCUGAUAGGAAAGGAUCUGCUGACUUUCUCCAAGAGGUCUUAUCGGAAAAGGAUCAACAACAAUAUUGGAGCCGAGGCGGAGAAGCAUACAAUUUUUUUACCAUUGACCAGUUCUGUGACAAAUUCAAAGUGUCUCAAAUUGGCCAGAACCUUGAUGGGGAGAUUUCAAAGCCUUAUGACAAAUCAAAAGGGCAUAAAAAUGCCUUGUCCUAUAGUAUCUACUCGUUAUCCAAGUGGGAACUCCUCAAAGCAUGUUUCGCAAGAGAGCUUCUCCUCAUGAAACGAAAUGCCUUCAUCUACAUAACAAAAAUUGUUCAGCUUGCACUACUUGCUGCUAUUGUUGGGACGGUAUUUUUGCGCACACAUAUGGGUGUUGAUAGAGUUCUUGGUAACUAUUACAUGGGUUCACUAUUCUUUGCACUGCUCCUGCUGAUGGUCAAUGGAUUCCCGGAGCUUUCCAUGGCAGUUAUUAGACUUCCAGUCUUCUACAAACAAAGAGACUACUACUUCUAUCCUGCAUGGGCUUAUGCAAUACCAGCUUUUGUCCUAAAGGUCCCAAUCUCUUUAGUUGAGUCAAUAGCUUGGACAUCACUAUCUUACUUUCUCAUUGGCUAUACUCCUGAGGCAUCCAGAUUCUUAUAUCACCUUCUUAUCCUCUUCCUAAUCCACACUGGAGCAUUGUCGAUGUUUAGAUGUGUCGCCUCUUACUGUCAAACAAUGGUGGCUAGUGUAGUGGGUGGUACAACGAUACUUGUACCCAUCCUUCUAUUUGGGGGUUUCCUCAUUCCUCGUCCAUCCAUGCCUAAUUGGCUGAAAUGGGGAUUUUGGCUUUCACCAUUAUCGUACGCUGAGAUAGGUUUAACUAAAAAUGAGUUCUUAGCACCAAGAUGGACAAAGUUCACAGUAUCUGGUAUGACACUUGGAAGGAGGAUAUUAAUGGACAGAGGGUUCAACUUCUCUAGCUACUUCUAUUGGAUUUCAAUUGGAGCAUUGAUUGGGUUUAUUUUCUUAUUUAAUAUAGGUUUUGCUGCUGGCUUAACUAUUAAAAAGCCACCAGGAACUUCUAGGGCUAUUAUUUCUCAUGAUAAUGUUACCAAACUUAACAAAAGGGAACAACGCAUAUUUAUGGACACUGAAGAUGGGAUAGACAAACCACAAGAAAAUUCUUCUACACCUAGCAGGACUGGAAGGGUGGUAUUACCUUUUGUGCCCCUUACAAUAUCAUUUCAGGAUGUGAACUACUAUGUCGACACACCUACGGAAAUGAGGGACCAAGGCUACAGGGAGAGAAAACUUCAACUACUCCACAACAUCACAGGAGCCUUCCAGCCAGGAGUCCUUUCAGCACUCAUGGGGGUCACUGGGGCUGGGAAAACAACCUUGCUUGAUGUUCUUGCUGGAAGGAAAACUGGUGGUGUUGUUGAAGGAGAUAUAAGAGUAGGAGGCUAUCCUAAAGUUCAACAAACUUUUGCUAGGAUAUCAGGUUACUGUGAACAAAUUGAUAUUCACUCCCCACAAAUCACAGUGGGAGAGUCUAUUGCAUAUUCAGCCUGGUUGCGUCUUCCAACAGAAAUUGACUCCAAAACACGAGAUGAAUUUGUCAAUCAAGUUCUUGAAACAAUUGAAUUGGACAAAAUAAGAGAUGCUUUGGUUGGAAUACCAGGGAUAAAUGGACUAUCUACAGAGCAAAGAAAGCGUCUCACAAUUGCAGUUGAGCUUGUAUCCAACCCUUCAAUCAUAUUCAUGGAUGAGCCAACAUCAGGCUUGGAUGCAAGGGCGGCUGCUAUUGUUAUGCGUGCAGUGAAAAAUAUUGCAGACACAGGUCGAACAGUUGUGUGCACUAUUCACCAACCAAGCAUUGAAAUAUUUGAGGCAUUUGAUGAGCUGAUGUUGAUGAAGAGGGGUGGACAAUUGAUCUAUGCUGGGCCACUUGGACACCAUUCGUGUAUGCUCAUCCAAUAUUUCCAGGCAGUACCUGGGGUACCCAAGAUAAAGGACAACUACAACCCAUCAACAUGGAUGCUAGAAGUUACCUCAACAUCUGUGGAAGCUCAACUAGGAGUUGAUUUUGCACAAGUUUACAAGGAGUCAUCAAUGUACAAGGAUAAAGAUGAAAUCGUAAGACUCUUGAGCAUACCACCUUUGGGUACAAGCAACCUUCAUUUCCCAACACAGUAUCCACAAAAGUUUUGGGAGCAGUUCAAAGCUUGCAUUUGGAAGCAAUGUUUAUCAUAUUGGAGAACCCCUUCCUACAACUUGGUGCGGAUUUUGUUCAUAACUUUCACAUGCAUUGCCUUCGGGGCAUUAUACUGGCAGCAAGGCGACAUAAACCGCAUAAAUGAUGAGCAAGGUCUAUUCAAUAUAUUGGGGUGCAUGUUUGGCACCACUAUAUUUGUUGGCAUCAACAACUGUCAAUCGGUGAUGCCAUUUGUCUCCAUUGAGCGAUCUGUCGUGUAUAGAGAAAGGUUUGCAGGAAUGUACUCUCCUUGGGCUUAUUCCUUUGCACAGGUCAUUAUGGAGAUUCCUUAUGUGCUUGUGCAAAUAGUGUUUUUCAUGUUAGUAGCUUACCCAAUGAUAGGGUAUGCAUUGGAAGCAGCAAAGUUCUUCUGGUUAAUAUAUACCAUGUUCUGUACACUCCUAUACUUCGUAUAUUUUGGAAUGAUGAUGGUGUCACUCACCCCAAACAUCCAAGUGGCAUCCAUAUUAACAUCUCUAUUCUACACAAUACAAAACCUCAUGUCUGGCUACACUGUGCCUGGUCCAAAAAUACCAAAAUGGUGGCUAUGGUUGUACUACACAUCUCCCAUGUCAUGGACACUCAAUUUAUUCUUCACCACCCAGUUUGGGUAUGAGGAUCACAAGAAGAUUGAGGUAUUCGGGGAGACCAAAUCUGUUGCAGCAUUUCUUAGAGACUAUUUUGGUUUCCGACGUGAAUUGCUACCCAUAACAGCUGUAGUUCUGGUGGCCUUCCCCAUCUUCUUUGCCACUCUAUUUGGCUAUAGCAUUUCAAAAUUAAACUUCCAAAGGAGAUAAAUCAGUAAAAUAUGUGCACAAAGCUAUAUCAUAAAAGUCUUGUGCACAUUAGAUAUGUGCUGCACUGCUAAAUAUUUAGUUUGUGUUUGGAACAAGUAGUUGAGUAGCAUGCAAAGCAUCCAGAAUGUUAUGUACUAUGUGGCACACCUAAAAUACAAACUGUUGUUAUUUAAUUGCUCAAAAUAUACAUAUGUUUGUUUC
Molecule: messenger RNA, 4943 nt
Organism: Sorghum bicolor (sorghum)
Lineage: Eukaryota; Viridiplantae; Streptophyta; Magnoliopsida; Poales; Poaceae
Product: ABC transporter G family member 41
Exons: 21
Coding region: 27-4742 (1571 amino acids)
Cellular component (GO): membrane
Molecular function (GO): ATP hydrolysis activity; ABC-type transporter activity; ATP binding
Source: RefSeq, a predicted model, not a curated record